GGUUUUAGCCUAGGGCUUUUGCUAUAGCAGCAGCAGUAAGCAGGCUGCACAAACCAAAACCAAGAGAAAAACGAAAAAUGAUAAGCGGCGGCAGAAGCUAUGUUUCAUCACCGCCGGCCUUCUCCAACGACGCUAAACGACUUCUCGUUUGCUCCGGCAACUCAGUUUCAAUCUUCAGCACCACCACUGGCUUACAGAUUGUUUCACUGGAAGGCCACACGGCGGGCGUGACCACCGUGAUAGUGGUACCGGGGAGUAAGAUAUUGAGCUAUUGUUGGACGGCGUCGUUGGAUGGAACUAUUCGGUAUUGGGACUUUUCCGUGCCGGAGUUGAUUAAAACCAUAGAUAUUAAGUUUCCUGUUUUCUCUAUGGUGAUUCCAUCUUUGUUAAGCAAACAAGCUGAGACAAGUAAAGAAAAGCAUAAACUUUAUGCUUAUGUGUCUAUUGGAAACACUAAUCAGACUGAAAAUCAGUCUAAAACUUUACAAGGACAAAUCAGGAAAUGUAACCUCACUAAUUCUGGACUUGUUGGUGGACUAACUUUGGCAGAGACACAGCAAUCAGAAACUUUAACUGUUAGUCCAUCUGGAAAAUAUUUUGGUAUCCGGACCAAGCGCAAGCUUCACAUAUGGAAUGUUCCUAGUACAGACGCUGACCGUGUAGCGGUUACGAAGCUCACACUUCAUCAUACAAAAAACUUGGCAGCUGUUGCAUUCCACCCAACUGAAAGAAUUGUUGCUGCAGGAGAUGUGACCGGUAGAAUUUUGAUUUGGAGGGGGUAUGGAAAUGGAUCAUUUGGUGGGAGUAAUAGAGUAAUGAGUGGAAGAUCGAUAAAUAAUGAUGAAGAAAGACCUGGAGUGAGGGGUGAUGAUGAUGCAGAGUCUUGCACCACAUGGCAUUGGCACCCUUCCGAAGUAAAAACGCUCUCUUUCUCUUCAGAUGGAGCCUAUUUAUAUUCAGGUGGAAAGGAGGGAGUUCUCGUGGUUUGGCAACUAGAUACAGGGAAGAAGAAAUUUUUGCCAAGAGUAGGGUCUCCACUGCUGUACUAUACAGACUCUCCAGAUCCUUCUCUUUCUUCAAUAUCAUGUGCAGAUAAUCAAAUUCAUAUAUUAAAGAUGCCUUCUAUGGGUAUUUUGAGGUCCAUUUCUGGUAUUAAGCUUCCAUGUUUAUUUCCAGAGAUGUUCAAAGGCUUAUCUAGUGGGAUUGCUUUCAAUCAUGAUACUGGAUUAGUUGCUGUGCGAGCUGAGAACUACUGUAUCCAGCUAUAUAGUCUACUUGAUGACCGUGGAAUUUCUGAGGUCCAAGUUUGUGAGAGAAACCAUCAACCAGGCGAUGAAGUCACGGUUGUGGUGGCUUUAGUUGCUCUUUCACCGGAUGGCUCUAUGAUGGGAACUGUUGAGGUGAAGCUUGCCGAGGAGGGUUUAGGUGGAUUGGUGUGUCUUAAGUUUUGGGUAUUGGGAUCAGAUAAUAAAUUCAGCUUGUCUACCAUUGUUUAUGAACCUCACAGGGAUGCUGAAAUUUCUUCAAUCACUUUCCAUCCUACUCGUUGUAUGGCUGUAACGUCAUCUUAUGGCGGGGAUUUUAAGGUGUGGGUUUGUAACAAUGGCAUUCAGCGGAAAGAUCAAGUGCUUACAAAUUCUAAGUGGACUUGUUAUGCUGUUGCCUCAUAUAAAAAAAAGCCAAUGACAGCAGCUACUUUUUCUCAUGAUGGUUCCGUUCUGGCAGUUGCUGCUGAAACUGUUAUUACAUUAUGGGAUCCUGACAAGAAUGUUCUUGUGGCUGUAGUUGGGGAGAUUUACUCACCAAUUCGGACUCUCUCAUUUGUUGGGACGUCUGAGUAUCUUGUUUCUGCAUCCUGGGGUUCUAAACCACAUUUAGCCAUUUGGAGCAUGUCAAAGCUUUCUAUGUCUUGGUCAUACAGGCUUCAUGCAGAAGCUGUAGCCAGUGCAGCAGAUGAAUCGUCUUUUGCUGCUCUUGUUCUCCUCCCUGAAUUAUCUAAAUCAGAUCAAUCUAAUGAAACAACUAAAACAAAAGAUGGAGCAAUUUUAUUUUUCAAUGCAGCAGAUCCUGUUCCUACGGCUACGUGGUUGGUGAAUAAGGCCAAUGGAGGGGCCCUUGCGUUUCUUCAAUUAAAUCAAUCUUCUGCAGAAGAAAACAUGGUUGAUGGGAACCGGCCUGGAGCAUUGCUUGCAUAUAUAAAUGGUGAACAUGAGUAUGUUCUAUUUGAUCCUCACGGCAAAGAACUCGGCACAUUGAAGCAGAAUGGUGUUCUUAGCCUUGAAGAAGCAGGGAAAUUCGGGUACGCAUCUCUGUACGGGGAGCUACCAGAGAUCGAUUUGAAAAGAACGGAAACUUCAUUGGUUUCAUCUAUGCCUUCUGAGAGGCCGUGGGAUACCAUAUUUAGUGGCUCAUCACAUAAUCUUCCUCCCCUCACUAAACUAUGUUCAGCAUUUUUGGAAUCUCUGUUGGAGAAGAGGACUGCUGUUGUAGAGUGAUGCUAGACAUCGAUACAUCAGAAAAGAUAAAUUUCAUGCAAAUGCAGCAGAAAAAAACCGACAAUUUAUGUUAACAAUGGGUUCAUACUGUGCAUUUCAUCAAGUCGAAGGCAGUGCGAUUCAUAUUUCUGAAGAGAAAUUGUGAUCGAGUCUGGAAGCAGGCUUCAGAAAUUUUGGUAGGAAGUUGGUAGGAAAAAUGGCUUUGUUUUCUUGGAUUGGUAGUUUCAGAAAAUGUUGUAUUGUAACAGAUUUGGCAGAUCAAAUUGUCAUAUAUUUAUUAUCAUUAUAUCAAAUAUGGUUUUUGCCUCAGGUUCUUUAA
This is a messenger RNA of Mercurialis annua (annual mercury), 2814 nucleotides long. RefSeq lists its product as uncharacterized. The transcript is spliced from 16 exons. Bases 78 to 2495 code for a protein of 805 amino acids. Gene Ontology annotation, molecular function: protein binding. Lineage: Eukaryota; Viridiplantae; Streptophyta; Magnoliopsida; Malpighiales; Euphorbiaceae. The record is from RefSeq and is a predicted model, not a curated record.